GAAUUCCAUUCAAUUUGUCAUUGUGAAACUCUGUUAUUCAUGAUUGUACAAGAAAAUUCAGAUUGUACAAGAAAACUCUGGCAUUAUGUAAUAAUUGAUGAAGGUCACCGCAUAAAAAAUGCUUCAUUCAAAUUAAAUGCUGAACUGAAACACUAUCAGAGCUCGCACAGAUUGUUGUUAACCGGAACUCCGUUGCAGAAUAGUCUUGAGGAACUAUGGGCACUACUGAACUUCUUGUUGCCAAACAUAUUCAAUUCAUCAGAGGACUUUUCUCAAUGGUUUAAUAAGCCAUUUGAGAGUUCUGGAGAUAAUUCAGCUGAUGAAGCCUUACUUUCUGAGGAGGAGAAUCUGUUGAUCAUAAAUCGUCUGCACCAAGUUCUGAGGCCAUUUGUUCUUCGGAGACUAAAACACAAGGUUUUAAUAUCUCUAUUAGAGUACAUCACAUACCGUGUAGUAGAAGCACAUCCAAGGUGGAGCAAUUGCAUAAAAUUUUCAACCUACUCCAGCUCCGGCAAACUCUUCCACCUACUCCAGCUGUUCAGCGAACUCUUCCACCUACUCCAGCUCCGGCAAGCUCUUCCAGCCACUGCAGAACUCUUCCAUCUUGCUGUAUUCAAUGAUCCAACAGCAUUAAAAGAAGAAGAGUUGUAUGAUUUGCGAAACAGUUGGGCAACUUGUUUUCUUGACUUGUAUAAACCUUAGAAUUUAUCAGGUUUGUGCCUAAACUGUCUGAAUUCCCUUAGCUCUCUUUGUAUUGUGCAGUUUGUUGCCUUUGGAUUAGUAGCUUCGAGAGAUAGAUGCUGGUAAUCUGAACUGCAGGUCUCAUUGAUUCAUAUGUAUAACUUCCCUGCAAUGAAGGAUCAAUUUCACUUCUUAGCAUUUAUAUUCUUCAAUGGGGUUUAAAGCAUUAUCAUGUAAUAUUAGGAAUUUUUUUAUUUAUGAGAAUCUUGUACUUACACUAAAGCAGUGGAAUGUUACAGAAGAAAAAGGUAGCAAGCAGAGGAAAUGCCUGGCGUUUUGAUUACUUGACUCCUCUUGCAUUGCCUAUACUGAUUGUCAUUCUUUGUGGCCA
This is a messenger RNA of Lotus japonicus, 1072 nucleotides long. RefSeq names its product chromatin structure-remodeling complex protein SYD-like. The record is from RefSeq and is a predicted model, not a curated record. Gene Ontology annotation, cellular component: nucleus. Gene Ontology annotation, molecular function: DNA binding; ATP-dependent chromatin remodeler activity; ATP binding. Gene Ontology annotation, biological process: positive regulation of transcription by RNA polymerase II. The transcript has 5 exons. Bases 40 to 702 code for a protein of 220 amino acids. NCBI's taxonomy places the organism in Eukaryota, Viridiplantae, Streptophyta, Magnoliopsida, Fabales, Fabaceae.